This is a messenger RNA of Eublepharis macularius, 2008 nucleotides long. It is a transcript of the gene NCS1, whose product is annotated as neuronal calcium sensor 1. The record is from RefSeq and is a predicted model, not a curated record. Gene Ontology annotation, molecular function: calcium sensitive guanylate cyclase activator activity; calcium ion binding. The coding region runs from base 843 to 1415 and encodes 190 amino acids. The transcript has 9 exons. NCBI's taxonomy places the organism in Eukaryota, Metazoa, Chordata, Lepidosauria, Squamata, Eublepharidae.
CAUCCUCCCUGCCGGCCUCGCCGCCCAGGGCCCGGCGCAGCAUCCCGGCAGGCCGGAGGCCGCGCGUGGCGCCCGCCGGGGAAGAAGAGGCGACCCUGCUGCCCGCCCGCCCGCGGAUGGAACCAAAAAAGCCAAGCCAAGAGGAGACAAAAGGAAGCGCGGCUGGCUGGUGUGCCCGCCCACCCCUCUGACUGGCAGAUCCCAGUUAACACCUUAUCAGCGCAGUGGCAGAGAUCCCUGCUUGCUAAAGCAGCCGGAGCAGAAGAGGCGGAGAGAGGAGGGCGCUUUGUAACCAGGGACGACGGGUAGCAACACUCCGCAGGGCUUCGGGGAGGAAGGAGAGGCGACGGGAACGGCAGCAAUCCUCCUGAGCCACUUUUGUGUUGCAAGUGUGUGCUGGCGUUCACUUUCGUCAGGAUCUCUGCAGCCCCACUGCCUUUGGCCUGCCAGCGGAUCCCAGAACCUUUUGCCUCCCGGCAGAAUGGCCUACGCUCCCUUUGCCAUCUGCUGAUGCUCGGUUAAAGACCUGGGCUUGUGCACCCAGCAGGGAACCCUCCAGGACUCCAACUCCCAACACUGGAUUGCGGCUCAGCGCAUAACACACACACACACCCCAUUUUCCUCUCUCCUCCCCGCCCUUCCCCUGCCUUUCGCCCUCUCUUCUCCCUGGUCCUUUUGAUUUUUUUUUUUUAAAGCAAGAAGGUGCUUCGGUUUGGUUUCAGAUCCUAGGCGGCCUAUUCACCCUCUCCCCCCUUCAUCUAUGACUCUUUGUUGAGCCAAGAGAGGCCGUCCAUCAACAUCUAUGUGCGCUUAAGUCUGGAGGACGAAUUUGCCGGGCCACCAUGGGGAAAUCUAACAGCAAGUUGAAACCUGAAGUUGUAGAAGAGCUCACCAGAAAGACAUACUUCACAGAGAAGGAGGUCCAGCAAUGGUACAAAGGCUUUAUCAAAGACUGUCCCAGUGGGCAGCUGGAUGCGGCUGGAUUCCAAAAGAUCUACAAGCAAUUCUUCCCCUUUGGAGACCCAACCAAGUUUGCUACCUUUGUCUUUAACGUCUUUGACGAGAACAAAGAUGGAAGGAUUGAGUUUUCUGAAUUUAUCCAGGCCCUGUCUGUCACUUCUCGAGGAACUCUGGAUGAAAAACUGCGGUGGGCCUUUAAACUGUAUGACUUGGACAACGAUGGGUACAUCACGAGGAAUGAGAUGCUGGAUAUUGUAGAUGCUAUUUACCAGAUGGUGGGCAAUACUGUGGAGCUUCCCGAGGAAGAAAAUACACCAGAGAAGAGAGUGGACCGGAUUUUUGCCAUGAUGGACAAAAACGCUGAUGGGAAGUUAACUCUUCAGGAGUUCCAGGAGGGUUCCAAGGCUGACCCCUCGAUUGUACAGGCUCUGUCCCUCUAUGACGGACUCGUAUAGUUUCACGGCACUGUGCUUGGACAUGCCUGAGGGGACCCUCUUCCAGUGCCAUCAGACCACCUCCAAAAUGACGCUCGCCUGACUGUGCCAGCCCUCCUUUGUAUGAAUGCGAACAAGGGAUGCGCUUGAAGCGUGGCGUCCACCCAACCACUUUGCGCUCGAAAUCAACUGUGUCUCCAUUUGCCAAUUUCUGCAUUUAAUUAUGAAAAAGGAAAGGGGGGAGGGGAGAAGAAACAGCUGCAUCAUUCCCUCAGGGCCGCGAAUAUCAUCGUGUGGAGAAUCCUCUCACACACAUAAUAACUAUGUUUUUGUUUGUUUGUUUUGAAUGAACUAAGAACAAGCGAUAUUUUACAUUUUUCAUGAGGGGAGAAUGCAGAUUGGAGAUGUAGGAACCCGAAAUGCAUCGGUGUUUGCGGCUGCUGCUGGCUUGGAUAGGAACUGGCAGGGUGGGUCACUGAAUUGACGCUGGCUUUUGCGUCCAAAAAGAGGGUGGCAUGGCGGGGCAGUAGGAUAAAAAUCCAUUUGAAAUCAAUGUUGCGUCUCAUCUGGGUUUGCAGCAAACUGCAUUGCUAGGAAAUACAUAUAUAUAUAUA